AAUCCUAUGACAUGACAUCAUUCACUUGCAAAGCACAUCAUUAUUCACUCCAACUCCCACGCCAUUAAGCCCUUACCCCACACACUCUCAACGCCAUAUUUACACUAAUCAGACCACAAAAACAUGCCUUUUAACAUGCUCUCUAACAACACCAACCACCCACUAUUUUAAUGCAUUCCCCACACCACACAAACCACCCCUUAACCAAUUAACCCUCUCUCUUUCUCUCUCUCACACACAAAACCAGUACUUUAUCAUUCUCUAGCACCAUAAUCAUUCAUCCCAAUUAGGGUUUGGUUUUGGUUCCACACCAAACCAACCCAACAAAAAAAAAGAAAAGAAAACAACCAUACCCAAAACCCCAUUUUCAAUGUUCAGUUUCUGCUCCUACAGCAAAUUCUUCAUCCUUUUCUUAUGUACCCUUCUUCGUUACUUCAUUGCAUAACCCUAAACAAACUCACAUUCACUUCCAAUUUUUAGGGUUCUAUUCAAAUCCAAAUCCAAAUCUUCCUCAGUUAUGGAAUCUCAGUUUCAAGUUCAACUACCACUUUCCAAAUUAAAACCCUAACAUUCGGAUUCGAAUCUUCAUCUUCAUCAUUACCAUUACCAAUGCUUAAAUCUUCUGAACAAAAAGAUGGAUCUGAAAUCGAACCACCAAACUGCAUCGAUUUGUUUACUCAAUUAGCAUCAACAAAACCUAAACUCAACAAUUUCCCUAUGAAACGCACCGUUCGUCCUCUCUUCGUUCUCCUCCUUCUUCUCGUCUUCCUCGCCACGUUAACCUCGCGCUCCAUUCUUCGUAGAGGUAUAAUCUCAAUCGAGCUCGAAACGCGUGUGAUCAAUCGCGAUUCAUCGUUAAACGCCACGCUUCUCAAACACGCUGCGGUCGAGAUCGGCGAGGAGAAAUCCCGGAAAGAGAUUCAGCAGCUUCUUGAUGGUAACUUUGCUAGUCAAGCUAGGCAUAGAACGUUUGUUUCGUGGCGGAGGUUUAUCCAUCAUGACGGUGAUAGAAACUUUCCGGCAACACUCCGUUCGCCGCUUUUUUAUCGGUAUUGGAUUGAUUUCCGGCGAGUUUUGCAUGAUUGGGCAAGGAAGCGUAGGUUUCAACCAGGGAUAAUGACUGAGUUAACUCGGUCGGUGAAGGUUCCACUCGAUCGGUUUAACAAACUUGCUACCGAUUCUAUUGAUAAAAAGUACUCUUCUUGUGCUGUUGUUGGUAAUAGUGGGAUUUUGCUUAAUAGAAACUAUGGUUCGUUAAUUGAUGCGCAUGAGUUUGUUAUAAGGUUAAACAAUGCUAGGGUUGAUAACUAUGAAAACAAAGUUGGGAAGAAAACGAGUAUUUCGUUUGUGAAUAGCAACAUUUUGCAUUUGUGUGCAAGAAGAACAGGGUGUUUUUGUCAUCCUUAUGGUGCUAAUGUGCCAAUUGUUAUGUACAUUUGUCAAGCUGUGCAUUUCUUGGAUUAUACCGUUUGUAAUGCUUCUCAUAAGUCUCCUUUGUUGGUUACAGAUCCAAGGUUUGAUGUGUUGUGUUCUAGGAUUGUGAAGUAUUACUCAUUGAAGAGGUUUGUGGAGGAGACAGGGAAGGGUUUGGAGCAAUGGGGUUCUGCUCAUGAUGGUGCUUUGUUUCAUUAUUCUUCUGGUAUGCAGGCUGUGAUGUUGGCUUUAGGGGUAUGUGAUAAAGUUAGUAUUUUUGGGUUUGGUAAAUCACCUUCUGCUAAACAUCAUUAUCAUACUAAUCAGAAAGUUGAACUUCAUUUGCAUGACUAUGAGGCUGAGUAUGCUUUUUAUCGGGACCUUGUGGAUGGACAUAAGCCUAUACCUUUUGUAUCAGAGAAGUUUAAGAUUCCUCCUGUUGUAAUGUAUCAUUGACAGUGAUUUGUUGGAGGAGUUGAUUAGGUUGAAGUUUUGUGAAUUGUUGGAGGGGUUGAUUAGUGUUGUGAAUUGUUGGAGGGGUUGAUUAGGUUGAAGUGUUUUGUUGUUGUAAUAGUUUUGGAAUGAAUAGAUAGUGGAAGGGAUUAUUGGGUUUGGUUUGAGAUUCAAUUUUUGUUUUCUCAAGUUUGUACUGUCCCAAAUGUAGCCUCAAGGCAACAUAUAAGUGUAAAUUUUGAUUAGAUCAAUACAAAAUUAUGAAGCAUCUAUGAUGUGUUUUGUAUCUA
This is a messenger RNA of Vicia villosa (hairy vetch), 2156 nucleotides long. Its product is annotated as beta-1,6-galactosyltransferase GALT29A-like. The transcript has a single exon. The coding region runs from base 610 to 1869 and encodes 419 amino acids. Lineage: Eukaryota; Viridiplantae; Streptophyta; Magnoliopsida; Fabales; Fabaceae. Gene Ontology annotation, molecular function: sialyltransferase activity. The record is from RefSeq and is a predicted model, not a curated record.